Molecule: messenger RNA, 1674 nt
Organism: Perognathus longimembris pacificus (Pacific pocket mouse)
Lineage: Eukaryota; Metazoa; Chordata; Mammalia; Rodentia; Heteromyidae
Product: calpain-5-like
Biological process (GO): proteolysis
Cellular component (GO): cytoplasm
Molecular function (GO): calcium-dependent cysteine-type endopeptidase activity
Source: RefSeq, a predicted model, not a curated record
AUGUACCAGUGGGUUUGUGCCGCGCCCCGGCUCCCCCCCCCGCCCCCGCAGGUCAUCCCAGACUGGAAGGAGCAGGAGUGGGACCCCGAGAAGCCCGACGCGUACGCCGGCAUCUUCCACUUCCGCUUCUGGCGCUUCGGGGAGUGGGUGGACGUGGUCAUCGACGACCGGCUGCCCACGGUGCAGCAGCUCAUCUACUGCCACUCCAACUCCCGCAACGAGUUCUGGUGCGCCCUGGUGGAGAAGGCCUAUGCCAAGCUGGCGGGCUGUUACCAGGCCCUGGACGGGGGCAACACGGCGGACGCGCUGGUGGACUUCACAGGCGGCGUUUCGGAGCCCGUGGACCUGACCGAGGGCGACCUGGGCGGCGACGAGGCCAGGCGGAGCCAGCUGUUCGAGCGCGUGCUGAAGGUGCACAGCCGGGGGGGCCUCAUCAGCGCCUCCAUCAAGGGGGUGACGGCGGCCGACAUGGAGGCGCGGCUGGCGUGCGGGCUGGUGAAGGGCCACGCGUACGCCGUCACGGACGUGCGCAAGGUGCGGCUGGGCCACGGCCUGCUGGCCUUCUUCAAGGCGGAGAAGCUCGACAUGAUCCGCCUGCGGAACCCCUGGGGCGAGCGCGAGUGGAACGGGCCCUGGAGCGACACCUCCGAGGAGUGGCAGAAGGUGAGCAAGAGCGAGCGGGAGAAGAUGGGGGUGACGGUGCAGGACGACGGCGAGUUCUGGAUGACCUUCGAGGACUUGUGCCGCUACUUCACGGACCUCAUCCAGUGCCGGCUGAUGAACACGUCGUACCUGAGCGUCCACAAGACGUGGGAGGAGGCCCGGCUGCGGGGCGCCUGGACGCGGCACGAGGACCCGCUGCGCAACCGCAGCGGGGGCUGCGUCAACCACAAGGACACCUUCUUCCAGAACCCGCAGUACAUCUUCGAGGUCAAGAAGCCGGAGGACGAGGUGCUGAUCUGCAUCCAGCAGCGGCCCAAGCGCUCCACCCGCCGGGAGGGCAAGGGCGAGAACCUGGCCAUCGGCUUCGACAUCUACAAGGUGCGGAGAACCCGGCAGUUCCGCAUGCACGGCCUGCAGCACAAGGCCGCCGGCUCCAUCUACAUCAACUCGCGCAGCGUCUUCCUGCGCACCGAGCAGCCCGAGGGCCGCUACGUCAUCAUCCCCACCACCUUCCAGCCCGGCCGCACCGGGGAGUUCCUGCUCCGGGUCUUCACCGACGUGCCCUCCGACUGCCGGGAGCUGCGUCUGGACGAGCCCCCGCGCACCUGCUGGAGCUCUCUGUGUGGCUACCCCCAGCAAGUGACCCAGGUUCACGUCCUGGGGGCCUCCGGCCUCAAGGACUCCCCGACAGGGGCCAAUUCUUACGUGAUCAUCAAGUGUGAGGGCCACCGAGUCCGCUCGGCCGUGCAGAAAGGGACCUCAACGCCUGAGUACAACGUGAAAGGCGUCUUCUACCGGAAGAAGCCCGCCCAGCCCAUCACCAUCCAGAUCUGGAACCACCGCGUCCUGAAGGACGAGUUUCUGGGCCAGGUGCAGCUGCCGGGCGACCCUGACGACCUGCAGGCGCUCCACACCCUGCGUCUGCGGGACGGCGGGCGCGGGCAGCCCAGCGACUUGCCGGGCACCGUGGCCGUGCGCGUCCUCAGCAGCGCCUCGCUCACCGCCGUCUGA